CAGGUCCUCCUCCUCCUCCUCUUCCUCCCUCCCUACCGUCUCCUCUCCGUGUGGCAUUGUUCCCGACGAAAUUACAACCAAAUAGGAGCUUUUAUUUGAUUCAUCCAACUGUUUUUUUUUUUUUUUCUUACCCCUGUUGUUGUUUUCUUUUUUUUCUCCCCGGCGCGUAAUCGUUGUCGUGCCAGCGUUCACUGAAGAGGAAGGAGGAGCUGGAAAGCUAAUUUAGAAACGAGUAUUUCAAAAAAGACAAGCGAUAAAGACAAUUUAUUUUCAAUCAUGGGAUUAUUACAAAUAUUUCUGAUUUGGUAAUUUAUUUUUUGUGGACUAUAUAGCGGUUGGGGCAGUUUUUUUGUUGGGAUUUUUUGAAUUUUUCGGACUACAGCGUUAGUUACGUGAGACCCCAUCCGCAAUUACGCAGAAUUUGAGAAACUAUUUUCAAUUAUGGGAUUAUUUCGAAGCUUUUAUUCAUUUUUUGUUGAAUAUAUAGCGGUUGGGACAUUUUUUUAGUUGAGUAUUUUGGAGUACGCAGCGUAAAUUUGGAGUUUAUCCGUAAUUACGCGCAGCUUGACGAAGAAAGUGAAGUUAAUUUUUGAGAGUUUAUUAUCAUUUUUUUGGGUCUGUUUCAUCAUGUCGACGCGGAAACGCAACGGAGACACGGUAGCGGACGUCCCCCAUCACCGACCGGGGGACGUCCAGCGCGCGGCGAGCCCGGACAGCCGGAGUCCCAGCGGCGGCGGCGGCGGAGGAGCAGGAGCAGGAGGGGGGGACAUGUACGGGGAGUUCCAAAAGUGGUGCCUGCGGACCUACGGGGACUCCGGGAAGACCAAGACCGUGACCAGGCGUAAAUACAACAAGAUCCUGCAAACUCUGCUCCAGGGAGAAGAGGAGAAAACCAGCAACAACAACAUCAACGCCAAAUUCAAGUUCUGGGUCAAGUCCAAGGGCUUCCAGGUGGGGACGGUGCCCGGCGAGAGGAGCGCGGAGUCGGACGGGCUGCUGCUCUACGUGCCCAUCAAGACGGCGGGUGCGGACGGCGUCUCUGGUGCUGAUCUCCCCCUGAAGCGCGUGGCCGUGGUGGAGGACUUCUUCGACAUCAUCUACUCCAUGCACGUGGAGAUCAGCCUGGACCCCGGCAAAGCCCCCAAACACGCCGGCCAGAAGAAGACCUACAAGGCCAUCGCAGAGACGUACGCGUUUCUUCCCCGUGAGGCCGUCACUCGAUUCCUCAUGAGCUGUGCCGAGUGUCAGAAGAGGAUGCACGUGAGCAGCGCACACGAACACAAAGAAAACGGUGUUGUGACUCGUCUCGUUGCCGAGGAGACGAUCGACUUCAACCUGCCCCUGACCACCACGUACAUGAAGCGCAUGAGGCUGAACUACACCGGCCACGGCAACAAGGAUGACAGUUCAGUGAGCAGUGAGGAGGAGGAGGCAGACAUGAGCGAGCCCACAUGGCUGACAGCGGACAGGGGCCCCGGGUCCGACCUGAGCCCCGGGAGCCGCACGGGGGACCGGAGGAGACACAGCAAGGACGACGACGAUGACUCGUCGUCCGAGAGCGGCAGUGGGAACGGCCUGCCCACUCUGACCCCGCCCACCUCCAUCGUCAGGGAAACGGAGGUCGUCAACGGCAACGGUCCCGCCCCUUUAGACUUCAGCGCGCCCACUUCCUCCUCGUCAUCCUGCGAGGAGCAGCAGCCUGUGGCCCCGCCCCCCUCCUCGGGGCGCCUGGCCCUCGGCUCCGCCCACUUACCCGUGACGGUGUCGGCCGCCGCCGCGGCCCUGCUGGGGGCGCUGCACCCCGCCGCGCCGGAGGAACUGCGCAGGAAGUACCCCCUGUCCGCCAAACCCCCACUGGCCUCGCACCCCGCCCUGCCCCCCCUGCCCCACAACGCACACGCCCCCGCCGCCCUCAGCCAAUCACACGCCUCCGAGCUCAGGCUGGAGCGCAACGCCAGGGAUUAUGGGAGCAAGUCUCCUCAGUACAGCUCCGGGGGAAGUUACGACAGCGUGAACAGCGUGAGCAGCGUGAAGAUGGACCUGUCCGCCGAGGACCUGACCAUGGGUCGCCACGGCAACCAGGCCACCCCCGACGACGACGACGACGAUCACGACGACCACGACGACACGGACAAGAUGAACGACGCCGAAGGAGUCGACCCCGAGAGACUCAAGGCCUUCAACAUGUUCGUGCGUCUCUUCGUGGACGAGAACCUGGAUCGCAUGGUGCCCAUCUCCAAACAGCCCAAGGAGAAGAUCCAGGCCAUCAUCGAGUCGUGCUCCAGACAGUUCCCCGAGUUCCAGGAGAGGGCGCGCAAACGCAUCCGCACCUACCUCAAGUCCUGCCGGCGCAUGAAGAAGAACGGCAUGGAGACCCGGCCCACGCCUCCUCACCUGACCUCGGCCAUGGCAGAGAACAUCCUGGCGGCGGCGUGUGAGAGCGAGUCCCGCAACGCCGCCAAGAGGAUGCGCCUGGAAACAUAUCACGAGGACCUCUCUCUGGAGAAGCCGUCCGCGGGGGCCCUGAGGGAGCCCGCGUCCUUGGCCCACUCCGCCUACUCUCUGGCCGCCUCCGCCUUCUCGUCCCAGGACAGUCAGCUCUACAUCAACGGGGCGGGGCUCAGCUACGGGUACCGCACCUACCCCACCGUGGGCACCAUCACGCACCCGGUCUCCCUCACCACCGCUCAGACCAACGGACCCACAGACCUCAGCAUGAAGUCUCUGUCCUCCACCCUGACCAACUCCCACGGCGCCAACAGCCUCGGGGGGCGGAGCAACAGCGGCGCGGCGGGAGGGGGCGGGGCUUCCACUCAGCUGAGCCAACCGGAGAUCACGGCCGUGCGUCAGCUGAUCGCCGGGUACCGGGAGUCCGCCGCGUUCCUCCUCCGCUCCGCCGACGAGCUGGAGAACCUCAUCCUCCAACAAAACUGAAGAUUUUCUGGACGGAUUUUGGGGAAUUUUACGUUUCUGUCUUUUUUUUUCCUCCUUACGACCGAGUGACGGAACAGGACCAAGAAGGAGCGAAUCAUUUUUAAUCAACGAAGAAAAAAAAAAAAUCCGCGAUCGAACUUUUGACGUCUCCUCUCGCCUCACAAUCAAAACUGCAUCGCGUCGCCGGGUGCAGAGAGGCGUUGUCGUGGAGAACGCGAUUUCUUAAUCAAAAACUUUUCACUGUGGAGGGCUUUGAUUGAC
Boleophthalmus pectinirostris (great blue-spotted mudskipper) is the source of this 3195-nucleotide messenger RNA. Its product is annotated as nucleolar protein 4-like. The record is from RefSeq and is a predicted model, not a curated record. NCBI's taxonomy places the organism in Eukaryota, Metazoa, Chordata, Actinopteri, Gobiiformes, Gobiidae.